UUGGUGGGUUCGCUGUUGCACCGGCUUCUCUCCUGUCCUCUACUGUACGAGCUGCUUGUUCCAAUCUAUACAUUAUCUUUUUUUCUGCCGGUCGUUCCUGUAACCCGGGAAUCAGCAGAGCAAAGUAUCCCGUCUUUACGCAAGGUUGAUAUGCGAAGAGAAGUGGAGAUGCGCUCUCCGGACUCACUUCAUUGAUGGUCACGAGCUUCCUUCACAGGCCCUACUCUCUCUCUCUGAUUACUGGAGCUAGCGUUAGUUACUCAUGUGAAAAUGGUCCGGUGAAAUGUAGUUUCGGAUCACGGAGUGAUUCUCAGCGAGAAGGUCAAGACUUUUGAAAAAUGAAGAUUUGGAGCACGGAACAUGUUUUCAGUUACCCCUGGGAGACGGUUAUCAAGGCCGCCAUGAGGAAGUACCCAAAUCCCAUGAACCCCAAUGUGGUCGGGGUGGACGUGCUGGACCGCAGCCUGGACACAGAGGGACGCCUGCACAGCCACAGACUCCUCAGCACAGAGUGGGGCCUGCCGGGCAUUGUGCGAGCGAUACUGGGAACCAACCAUACGCAGACGUACGUGAAGGAACACUCCAUAGUGGACCCAGAGGAGAAAAAGAUGGAACUGUGCUCAACAAAUAUUACUCUCACCAACCUCAUUUCAGUAGAUGAGAGGCUUCUUUACAGACCGCACCCAGACAACCCUGAGGUGACCAUCCUGACGCAGGAGGCCAUUAUCACAGUCAAGGGAGUGAGUCUGAGCAGUUACCUGGAAGGGAUGAUGGCUAGGAGAAUGUCAGCUAACGCCAGGAAGGGUUGGGAUGCUAUUGAGUGGAUUAUUCAGAACUCUGAAAGAGAGAACGUGCCUCUCUGUGACAUUUACUAACUCUGGACAGCUGUUCUACAGGGAUACACCUCAUAACGCACCGGGGAUUCUCAGCAUGUGAGGGUUCCUCUGCAGUUGGUACCUAUACCGCCAUGCAGACGGUGUAAUGCUGCCAAAGAUGAAUGGUUAUAGAGCUGGAUUUAAGGGUUGUGGGUCCAAGUCUGGUAGACGUGGCUCAAUGCUAUAACCUAUUAACAGCUAUUCUAAUUAAGGAAAGUGAGGAAACAGGACAAUUUCCUUUACAGCUGAAUAAACAGAAGAUUCAAAACUCAAUGGCGCUGCUGUCAACAUCAUGAGCCUCCAGACUUUACUGGUUUGAAUAUAAUAUUACUACCCCACUUUGCUGUCAUGUCAUUUCUUGGAAUACUGUGGAAGAGAUGCAGAGGAAGGAUGAAGGAAAGAUAUGGUACAAUGACAAUAUGCAACACACUUCAUAACUUUUAUUUGAUCUGAUGUAAUUCUUCUGUAAUGUCAAACACUGGUAACUCCUAUUGCUGGAGUUCAAAUCUGAAAGUCUUCACUGGUGCUUAUUUUGUGUUUCAAGAGGCACAAACUGUAGAUGAUAUGUUUGCAUGUUAGUAGUAUUAAAUAAAGGGGAGAGUAUUAUAGAAAGAAAUGUAGUAGCAAGCUUUACAUUUAUUAAUACAGCUAAGAAAGUAUAUUGUUUAUCUGAGAGGGAAAAAAGAUGGGAAUGUACCAUUAACAUUGCCUUCUUUUUCUGCUGUCAAGGCAACAAUACAGUGGCACCUUUUUGAUGUAAACAUUCUGGGCAGUAUUGCCAUAAACCAGCAGAUUUGUAAUCGGGUUAAUGAGGAGAAUGUUUGUGUUCGGCUUGUGUGACCAGUAUAGUAGAAAUAUAGAUUGACUCUUUGUGGGCUGAAUUACCCUUUUUAUACAGCCUUAAAAUGAUGCCUGUGUAUUAUUGCUGUGUCAUUCAUGCCUUUGCCAGUCAUACACACGAUGCUUCCAAAUGUUGAACCUUUCUGUAAAAAGCUACCUACACACACACACAUCCUGGUGAGCAGGACAGUACUGUAUGUGCAACGCUGCAGCGGGAGAUGCACACAAUUACAAUGACUUAUGUGCUAAAUCACAUUUCUUGGUAAAAGGAAUAUUUAAAUAAUAUUAUUUUUAUCUAAAAAUGUGUAACAAGCAAUGAAUUAUUACAUUUCUUAUAUUGCCUGAAUGUUGUGCAAAAAUCAUUUGCUUUUUAAAAUGUUUUAACUUCAGCUGCUGUCCUACAAUUAAAAAUGACAUU
Messenger RNA from Cottoperca gobio, 2133 nucleotides. RefSeq names its product PRELI domain containing 3A (gene prelid3a). The transcript has 7 exons. The record is from RefSeq and is a predicted model, not a curated record. Gene Ontology annotation, cellular component: mitochondrial intermembrane space. Lineage: Eukaryota; Metazoa; Chordata; Actinopteri; Perciformes; Bovichtidae. Bases 339 to 875 code for a protein of 178 amino acids.